GCUGAACAACGAAUUCUAUCACUCUUAUCUAAGGAAAAAAGCUAACGAAUCUAAAAAGAAAACAGCUCGAAUCUCAACAUUUUUCUUCUUCUGCACAAAAGACCCUUUGGCUGCUUCUUCUUCAAUUUUUCUCCGGCAUAUUUCAUUGCCGCAGCCACCAUUGAAGACCCACGCUGCAAAGAGAAACGAAGGGGAAAAGAAGUUUAUAUACACAUGUUCAUUGAAAAUUUGCGGCGUGGGUCGUGGGUUUCAGUGGAGGAGGGCGGCUGCUUCGAUUUUCGGAGGACGAUUAGGUUUCGGUUCCGAUUGUCAGAGAUGAUACAGGCAAACUGCCCGGAGUGAGAGACGGGCAGAUGGGGGACCUUUCCGGCGAAAAGCCGCUGCGAAAUAUAUCGGAGUCCUUCAAAGCCCUUGCGGCCACUGUUAAUGCUGAAACCACCACGGUCGAAGUUGCGCCGUUUUCGCGUGCCUGCUCCUUCAUUUCACCUCUUUUUGGUUGCUUGGGCAUAGCAUUCAAAUUUGCGGAAAUGGACUAUGUCGCUAAGGUCAAUGAUCUGGUAGAAUCAUCUAAGUCAAUUGUAUCUCUACAAGCGUUGCUGGACAAAGAUAUCGAAUCUGACCGUGUGAGGAAAGCUGGUAGCCACUCAAGAAAUCUCUUGAGAGUAAAGCGUGGGCUUGACAUGGUCAGAGUACUCUUCGAGCAAAUUCUAGUUACAGAAGGUAAUUCCUUGAGAGAUCCAGCUUCCAAAGCAUAUGCACAGGUAUUUGCUCCCCACCAUGGGUGGGCGAUCAGAAAGGCUGUUGCAGCAGGGAUGUAUGCUCUUCCUACUAAGGCUCAAUUACUGAGCAAGCUCAAUGAAGAUGAGGCCUCAGCCAGAAUCCUGAUGCAAGAUUAUGUGGCCGCUUCUGCUCCUGUGAUUCAGUAUGUUGAAAAACUCUUCUUCUCCAGAGAUUUGGGCAUAGAUUGGUAAUAUAUGAACUACAGAUCAUAAUCUAAAUAUUUUGAGCACUGUAUAUGUAAUCUAUUAAUGUUUCUUGUACCCCCCAAAAGAAAAAUAAAUAAAAUAAAAGUGCAAUCAACUAGAUAUCCUUCCCUUUGGCUUUUAUUGAACUAAUAAAAUUUCCAUGAUUUAUUUGUAUCUUGGAGCGUUGGUAAGAAAACUGUAGAUGUAAUUUUACCCUUGAAAGCUCCAAAUAUAUAUGAUACAAAUAUGAUAUUGGAUUUUGAUGUAACACUACCUGAACAUUUCAUCAGUAUAUUCCAUUGUUAAAUAUACUCAAGCUGAUUUAGGGCA
Molecule: messenger RNA, 1295 nt
Organism: Benincasa hispida (wax gourd)
Lineage: Eukaryota; Viridiplantae; Streptophyta; Magnoliopsida; Cucurbitales; Cucurbitaceae
Gene: ACD11
Product: Glycolipid transfer protein (GLTP) family protein
Biological process (GO): ceramide transport; intermembrane lipid transfer
Cellular component (GO): cytoplasm; membrane; cytosol
Molecular function (GO): ceramide 1-phosphate transfer activity; ceramide 1-phosphate binding
Source: RefSeq, a predicted model, not a curated record